Juglans microcarpa x Juglans regia is the source of this 658-nucleotide messenger RNA. RefSeq lists its product as uncharacterized. The transcript has a single exon. Lineage: Eukaryota; Viridiplantae; Streptophyta; Magnoliopsida; Fagales; Juglandaceae. The record is from RefSeq and is a predicted model, not a curated record. Bases 186 to 416 code for a protein of 76 amino acids.
CUCUCGAGCUCCCACAGCUUCACAUCGUCCUAUAAAACUCAAGGUCCCAGCACCAUUAUUUGAUCACAGAAAUCUCUCUUCAUAGAUCAUAUACAGAUAUUCCUGCCUGCAGGUAUUGAUUCUGUUCCUCACUUUUAACAGUACUAGCUGAUUGCAAAUUUGGUGCGACCAUUAAUUAUUAUAUCAUGACUGGGAUUGGAUUUCCGGCGUGCAUUCAAUGUGGCACGAGAAGCAACCCUUGCCGGUGCAAGGUGGUCGGCCCCACUCUUGGGUUCCUGGCGUUUGUCGUGGCUGGUGUUGUGGAAUGGCCGGUGGGGGCUUUGGUCUAUUGCUUUCGCCACAUGAAGGGCCGCCGCAUCAUGGCUCAUCCUGCCCACGUUGUUUACCCUCGCGUCUCCAAUGCCAUACCUAUUUGAUCAUUUCUUGAGGCCAAAGCUUGUCAUGUUGCUCUUUUCUUUUUCCUUUUUACUAGCAGCUUGUUAUAAUGUCUUAAACUUAUCUGAAAGUUGUGCGUUUUUGUUUUGCUUAAUCAGCCUAUAAAAAAAUAUAUUAUGAUAGUUUUUACCAUUUAAGUACUGCACGUUUUGAUAACAAUGUUUUGUAUCGUGUUUUACUAAUUACAUCAUGUUAAUGAAUAAACAUCCACUUGUACGUGCAA